Molossus molossus (Pallas's mastiff bat) is the source of this 1317-nucleotide messenger RNA. It is a transcript of the gene LYZ, whose product is annotated as lysozyme. The transcript has 4 exons. The record is from RefSeq and is a predicted model, not a curated record. Gene Ontology annotation, biological process: defense response to Gram-positive bacterium; defense response to Gram-negative bacterium. Gene Ontology annotation, molecular function: lysozyme activity. NCBI's taxonomy places the organism in Eukaryota, Metazoa, Chordata, Mammalia, Chiroptera, Molossidae. Bases 40 to 486 code for a protein of 148 amino acids.
CUACCCUGACCAGCCUAGAGGUCUGGCUUCCCAGGCAACAUGAAGGCUCUCCUUAUUCUGGGGCUUCUCCUCCUUUCUGUCGCCGUCCAGGGCAAGGUCUUUGAAAGGUGUGAGUUGGCCAGAACUCUGAAAAGACUUGGAAUGGAUGGCUACAGGGGAGUCAGCCUGGCAAACUGGAUGUGUUUGGCCAGAUGGGAAAGUAGUUACAACACACGAGCUACAAAUUACAACCCUGGAAGCCAAAGCACCGAUUAUGGGAUAUUUCAGAUCAAUAGCCGCUACUGGUGUAACGACAACAAGACCCCCAGAGCAGUUAAUGCCUGUCGCAUAUCCUGCAACGUUUUGCUGCAAGAUGACAUCACUCAAGCUGUAGCGUGUGCAAAGAGGGUUGUCAGUGACCCACAAGGCAUCAGAGCAUGGGUGGCGUGGAGAAAUCGCUGUCAGAACCAGGAUCUCACUCAGUACGUUCGGGGUUGUGGAGUGUAACUGGAAUUUCCCUUCUUCAGCUCAUUUUGUCUUUUUUUCAUAUUAAGGGAGUGGUACUUGAGUGAAAGUCCACACUACUGUUCUUUCAAACAAAUAAUGUUUUUACGGAAGCCAGGAACAACAUAUGAUCUUUCUUCUAAGAGGCUAAUAUUUUCUAGUGUGUUUCUUAUUGGAUAGUAAGCCUACAACUCGUUUCAGUUUGCUAAUAGAACUAAUGCUGGUGAAAAUGUACCUAAAAAUCUUGAUUAUCAAAUAUGGCUCCAGUCCAUUCAGUUCUUAAUCAAAGAAAUAAGCCAGACCUCAUCUUGAAUGAUACAAGUACUCCUCAAUAUUCGAGAGACUAUUUUAAAACACAUUGAUCUUAGGCAAAAUCUCAGCCACGUAGGCAUUUGAUGUGUUCAUCUGUUCAGUCGACUCCCCAAAUAGUAAAAGAUAAUCAUUCUUUAUUGGGAAAUAUAAAAUUUACAAAGGAGCAGAAUGCCAAAUGCCUGGAAAUGGAGACAACCUGAAUUAAAAACUUUGUUUUCAUUAGGUACAACCUUUGGUUUAAAUGUUUUCUUAGAAAUGUUGCUUUUAUACAGCUUUAAGAAUGAACUCACAAUUUAUAUAGCCCUGUAAAGAACUCUUCUAUGCAUCUUGCUGAUCAUGAAGGAAUAUCAAGAAGGAUUAGAUGAGCUGUUGUUGUUUCUUAGUUUUAUCAGUUUAGAUCCAUGCAUUAUGACUAAAACUAGAGGCAGAUGAGUUUGAAAGUGGUAAAAUAAUUGCCAAUUAACCACCAGUGUGAAAUUUUCAUGUUGUAAAAAAAAAAAAAAAAUUUCAUUAAAGGCUUUG